Messenger RNA from Chironomus riparius, 1491 nucleotides. The record is from the annotation of a GenBank genome assembly. Lineage: Eukaryota; Metazoa; Arthropoda; Insecta; Diptera; Chironomidae.
AUGAGGUUGUUGAUAAAUUUCCUAUUAUUAUUGAUGAUAAUAGCUGUAAUCAAUUGUAAAAAUGUGGAAGAAGAUUAUGACGCAGUCAAUGAGGAAGAAGCCGGUGUGAUUCCAUUUACUCAUUUCUGUAAAUUCGAAAUUCCAAUGGUCAAUCACUCGACUACAGACGAUGAAGAUUUUUGUGAUUGUGAUGUUGUCUCGAGUUCCGUAAUCGGUAAACCUAUAGUCAAAAUAAACUGUGAAAUGAGUAAUCACGUCACCAAUCUUACAAAUAAAGUGUUUCAAGCACAAAAGCUACCCAUCAAUACUGUCACAUUGAUACUCUCCUAUCAACAUUUCAAUGAGAUACCCGAGUUUGUUGGAGAACAUUUAAAACAUCUCGACAUGUCAAAUAAUUUGAUUACAAUCAUAAAAGAUGAAAAUUUUAUUCAUGUCACGUCCCUUGAGCAUUUAGAUUUGAGCUACAAUUCAAUUUCGGAGAUUCAAUCCAGUGCAUUUCAACAAUUGCAGCUUUUGCACUAUCUUGAUCUAAGCAGUAAUCGAAUUGUUCAGCUGCCAUUGAAUGUUUUUACACCGCUUAGUGCACUUGAGACAUUAAAACUAUCAUCAAAUGAGGAACUGGGAAAGAAUAUUGUACGUGAUGUUUUCAAUUCAUCCUCAGUAUCAAUUUAUCAACUUUUUGGUAUCACAACGAAACUUAAUAGUCUUGUAAUGACUCACUGUGAGUUGACUGCAGUAAAUCUACGUGAAGGUGCUGACUUGAAGCGCAUCAAUUUGAGUUUUAAUAACAUCACUGACUUCUCGAUGAUUGAAUUACCAGAUAAUGUAGUAAGUCUCGAGUUAUCCGGAAAUCCAAUACUUCAUUUUACGGCAACAUCAUUACCAUCGCUUUUAUUGCUCGAGGAAUUAAUUUUAGAGGAUCUACCAUUUCUAAAAGAAGUGAGCGAUUUUUCACUUUAUGGAUUUCCAAAGCUCCAUCAUUUGACAUUUGAAGGAUCAAGAAAUUUAUCGCUUAUAAAAGGCUCUGCUUUUUAUGAGGAUUCAUCCAAUGAAAACAUUGAUACACAACUUAAAAUAUUCAACCUUCGUGGGUGCAGCUUGAAAAGUCUCCAUAUUUCACUUGAACCAAUAAUCAAUCAAUUGGCAGAAUUUCAUAUUGACGGUAAUUCGUUCGAUUGUAGCUGUGAUAUGAAAUGGGUAAAAUAUAUUGGAAUUGACACAAACUUACAGUGUCAUAGACCCGAAACACUUAAUGGAAAGCUUUUAAGAGAAAUACCUGAUAAGAGGCUGAAAUGUGAGAAUUUCUUCUUGAAUAAGCUUAUUAAUACAAUGAUUCUACUAUUUCUUCUGAUGGUAUGCUCAUUGGCAAUAUGGUUCUUCUUGAGACGAUUAAAUCCAACGCGUAGAAAUAAAUUUCAAAAAGUUGGACCCGAGUCGCCUUAUCAACGAGUCACAAUAGAACCAAAUCGAGCGGAAUAUUCACUGUACUAA